Messenger RNA from Salvelinus fontinalis (brook trout), 2377 nucleotides. Its product is annotated as ADP-ribosylation factor-like protein 3. NCBI's taxonomy places the organism in Eukaryota, Metazoa, Chordata, Actinopteri, Salmoniformes, Salmonidae. Gene Ontology annotation, cellular component: microtubule cytoskeleton; cytoplasm. The record is from RefSeq and is a predicted model, not a curated record. Gene Ontology annotation, biological process: cilium assembly. The transcript has 6 exons. Bases 312 to 860 code for a protein of 182 amino acids. Gene Ontology annotation, molecular function: GTP binding; GTPase activity.
UGCGUGCAGUAGAUCUUUACCUUUGUAAUUCUAAAGCAAAGGCAAAAUACAUAAUUAUGGCUAAAGCGACCUCACAAUGAUAAAUACAAAAUAUAGAUAAAUACACAGUGUUGGUAUUUAUGCCUCCGCUAGUACACAGUGUAUUUCUGAAGUGAGGAAUGUUUUGUUCACAGAGAUUUUGAUAUUAGCGAAAGUGGCUAAUUGUAACGAUAAAUUCAGUUGCUUUACGUAUGAGUUUGUGUAAAACGUCAUCACGCCCUAGUAACCUCGGCAGCGUCUUGGGAAGAUAGACCGCUAGCUAAAGCAACAAUAUGGGUUUGCUGUCAAUCCUUCGAAAGCUAAAGAGCACACCUGAUCAGGAGGUUCGUAUCUUGUUGUUGGGUUUGGACAACGGAGGAAAGACCACGCUACUGAAACAACUGGCCUCUGAGGACAUCAGUCACAUCACUCCCACACAGGGCUUCAACAUAAAGAGUGUUCAGUCUCAGGGUUUUAAGCUGAAUGUGUGGGACAUCGGGGGACAGAGGAAGAUCAGACCCUACUGGAGAAACUACUUUGAGAACACUGACGUGCUGAUUUACGUCAUCGACAGUGCGGACAGAAAAAGAUUUGAAGAGACGGGACAGGAGCUGGCUGAGCUGUUGGAUGAGGAGAAGCUGAGUGGGGUUCCAGUGCUGAUCUUUGCCAACAAGCAAGACCUGCUGACGGCUGCCCCAGCUUCUGAGAUCGCUGAGGGACUCAACCUGCACACUAUCCGGGACCGCGUCUGGCAGAUCCAGUCCUGCUCCGCCCUCACUGGAGAGGGGGUACAGGACGGAAUGAACUGGGUCUGCAAGAGUGUCAAUGCUAAGAAGAAGUAGCACAGCGGUCUGCUUUCUCAUACACACCCUAAGCCUGUGGGAGGACGGGUUGUACCUGUGAAUGUACACACUAAACAUGGACUUGAAGAAAGUUUUUAACUGCCUUGCUGGUCACUACACAUUGUUUACUAAACUACAAUUCUCGCUAGAACUACAACUUCCAUUGUUGCUCUUCAAAAUUGAGUAUUUGUAUUUGCGGGUACAAAGGGAAGGAAACCCAUCCCAGGAGACCCACCAGCCUAACCAUAUGACCUCCACCCUGUUAAGAAAUUCCGCCCCAGGACAUUCCAGACCUUUCUACUGUCCUUCACCACAACACCAGCCUCUCUUCCCUCUCUCCUAGCCUGGGUACCAGUCCGUUUGUCUUAUAUUCCACUCCUUGUACUCUGUCAUACUGUAUGCCAAAGCAUAACAGGAGUGGCAAGGAGUGGAAUGAUAGCAAAACAGACUGUUACCCAGACUACCUCUCUCCCCCUCUCAUUCAAUCUCUUUCUCCUCUCUUUCCACAUUUUUUUCUUAUUCGUACAGUUUGCUCAGUUUUUUAUUCCAAGCUCUUUUCUCGCUGCAGUUCUGUUGGAAGUAGGGUAUAUUUAUGUAAUUCUCUAUUUAUGGUGAAGUAGAGGGUAAUUUGCUUACAAAUAACGGAUACGGUGUGUGGUUACGGUUAAUGGUUUACUAGGAUGACAGGGCAACAUUGUAUACUGUGAUUUACUCCCCUGUGAAAAGGAUACGUGUGUUAAUAUGUAUAAAAAACACUAGUGCAACUCUGAAAUGGCGCUCUGUUCCCUAAAUAAUGAACUAGAGUCGACCACAGCCCAUAUGAGUAGAGCCCUAUCUAGUGAAUAGUGUGCCAUUUUGGACAAAGCCUAAUAAAUCAAAUGGAAAAAGACUACAUUUUGAGGAUCAAUUGUACAUAACUUGCCCCCAUAUAUGUUUUUAUUUUACCUUUAUUUAAAUAGGCAGGUCAGUUAAGAACAAAUUCUUAUUUUCAGUGACGGCCUAGGAACAGUGGGUUAACUGCCUUGUUCAGGGGCAGAAGGACAGAUUUUUACCUUGUCAGCUCAGGAAUUUUAUCUUGCACCCUUUCGGUUACAAGUCUAACGCUCUAACCACUAGGCUACCUGCCACCCCUAUUCAUAUGUUAUGUUAUGGGCAUGCAGUAGAGUAUAUAUUACACCUGUAAUGUAUGUGUUGAUCAGUGGAGGCUGGUGGGAGGAGCUAUAGGAGGACAGACUGGAAUAAUUGGAACGGUAUCAAACAUGGAAACCAGAUGUUUGACUCUGUUCCGGACAUUCCAUUCCAGCCAUUACAAUGAGCCCGUCCUCCUAUAACUCCUCCCACCAGCCUCCACUGGUGUUGAUAGAUUUUAACAGGGAUAAAUGACAGUGUAUUUCUCAAGUGUUUCAUUGUCUUGGGUUUUAGAGGGCAUUUACACAAAGCUUUUUCCUUUUGAUAUUCUUGAAUGUGAUCUGUCCAAGGAUUGAAGGUCCGUGAAUAAAAUGUGAUGGGAAAAGUUG